UUCUUUAAAAUUUUCUUCCUUUCUUCCUUUUUUUAGUGGUUUGCCUCUAAUGGUUAUCAUCCACAAGUCUUGGUGUGGAGCUUGCAAAGCUUUAAAGCCAAAGUUUGCUGAAUCCAAGGAGAUCUCUGAACUUGCCCAUAAUUUUGUUAUGGUCAACCUUGAGGAUGAUGAAGAGCCAAAGGAUGAAGCCUUUAGUCCUGAUGGGGGUUACAUUCCCAGAAUCCUUUUCAUGGACCCCAGUGGAAAAGUCCACCCAGAAAUCAUAAAUGAGAAAGGAAACCCCAGCUACAAGUAUUUCUAUACCAAUGCUGAUCAAGUUAUCCAAGGGAUGAAAGAAGCCCAGGAGAAGCUAACAGGUGAUGCUUUCAAACAAAAACACCUGGGAGAUGAACUAUAAUGAAUACACUGAACAAUGCUUUUUCAUCACUUCAAAACUCUAAAAGGAAAUGAUUAAACAGACCAAGAAUGUAGAUGCACUGGAGGGACAUAAUUCUCCUGUCAACAAUGUUAGGUUAAACCCUGUUUGGAGUUCACACACAUGCAUCAAUUACAGCGUUAUCUCCUCCUCUGCCUGGCAGUUUGUACUGUCAUGGUUAUUUGCAACUAAGUCAUGUGCAAACACAUCAGUUUGUGUGUUUGAGCAACCACUAAUAUUUGGUGUGAAAAGGGAGGUGUGUAGGGCAAAAUGUUGAUUUGAGGACAAACAAUGUAAUUGGAAUAACCAGCAGUAGCUGACAUUUUGACACUUAAUCCGGGUUGGAUCCCUCUUUUCUCACUGGUAUUGUGUGAUCCCAUUGUUUUUACUGGGGAUUCAUAUGAAUGGGGCAUGUUCCUGGGCCAGGCGUUUUUUUGACCUCCCAAACCAUUAGUUCUGCCACUAAACCAAGCAGAAUACAUUUCAUGAAUGUCCAAGUAGCAUGUGAAAUUAUUAGCUCUGGAAACAUAUUUUUGUGUAAAACUGUGUGUGAUUCAUCUUUAUUUGCCUUUGGGCAGAAAUUUAACUUUUUCCUUGUGCACUCACCUUUUCAUUGUUUUAUCAAGUGAGGGUGGGUCAUGUUGAAGCUUUAUGGGGGUUCCCCUUUUAUUCUUUGAAUGUUUUAUGGCGAAUGCCUUGCCAUCACAUUGUACUGUAUUUUUGUACCAGGGUGAAAAUUAAACCUUUUUAAACAUAAGUAUGCAGACAGUGUUUUGUGGUUAAGGGCAUAGCUUUCCAUUCUUGAGGGUGGGGGAAUAUAUUUCUGUUUGUGUUGCAGUGGUUAUUAAUGUUGAGUGUCACAGGUGAAGAAGGUUUCUCCUUUUUAUAAUUAAAACCCAACAGUUUCUUU
Molecule: messenger RNA, 1325 nt
Organism: Antrostomus carolinensis (chuck-will's-widow)
Lineage: Eukaryota; Metazoa; Chordata; Aves; Caprimulgiformes; Caprimulgidae
Gene: TXNDC12
Product: thioredoxin domain containing 12
Exons: 5
Coding region: 50-397 (115 amino acids)
Cellular component (GO): endoplasmic reticulum
Source: RefSeq, a predicted model, not a curated record